AUGGGGAUGGCGUCGAUGCGGAUACAGACCAAGGGUACUUCGUCGUUUGGUAAGCGCCACACCAAGACGCACGUCCUGUGCCGCCGGUGCGGCCAGCGCGCGUACCACGUGCAGAAGGCCACCUGCGCGUCGUGCGGCUACCCGUCGACCAAGAUGCGCAAGUACAACUGGUGCACCAAGGCCCACCGCCGCCGCACUACUGGCACUGGCCGCAUGAAGUACCUCAAGCACAUGCCGCGCCGCGCCAAGAACGGCUUCCGCGAGGGUACCCAGGCAAAGAAGGUCAAGAAGUCCGCGUAA
Thecamonas trahens ATCC 50062 is the source of this 300-nucleotide messenger RNA. Its product is annotated as 60S ribosomal protein L37-A. Gene Ontology annotation, molecular function: RNA binding; structural constituent of ribosome. Bases 1 to 300 code for a protein of 99 amino acids. Gene Ontology annotation, cellular component: cytosolic large ribosomal subunit; ribosome. The record is from RefSeq and is a predicted model, not a curated record. Gene Ontology annotation, biological process: translation. NCBI's taxonomy places the organism in Eukaryota, Apusomonadida, Apusomonadidae. The transcript has a single exon.